AUGCACGCCACGGCGAUUGCCUCGACCUCGCCCUUGCAGAGGAGGUGUCUUGCGGGAUUCUUAUCGGUACAGGUCAAGUCGCGGGCCGCCGGCCUGAGCCUCGGAGCCGCGGCCACGUCGGCGCCGCACCAGACGAGAUGGCAGUCGACCUCGCGGGGAGACGAGGACCGGAGGAGGCCUCAAGUGUCCUUCCGGCGGUUUGUUGGGCGCGCGCUGGGCACUAGUCUGCGCAACCUGGCUGUCGCCGUGAGCCCGCGUGGCGUUCGAACCGCGUACAGGGACUCACCUGUUGCGACGAGCAUGAACAUCGUCUUGCUCGCGUUGACUCUUGCUGUGUCCGCCGUUGCCAUCCGCUCCUACGUCGUCAGCUUCUACAAUUCCGAAUUCAGCCGGUACCCUGAACCUGUGGCAAACACGUUGCGACGGGCAAUCUACUACACCAACUACAAGCCCGACCCGGAGAUGGCGCUGAAGUACUACAAAAAGGCCAUGGAGCAAGUCAAGGAGGUCGGGCUAGACCCCUUCUCGGACGAAGUGCUAGGCAUCCGCAUCCAGGUGUCGUUCUGGCUGCAAAAGAUCAACAGCUACAAGGGAUCCAUUGAUGUCCUGGAGUCCGUGUUACAGGAUUGCAAGAAGUGGGUUGGCGUGAUGGAACAAUCCGUCGCGGACGGCAACGUGAAUGAGGCUGGAAGAUAUGUGAAUGGACCAACGGGAAGCCGGCCAGCCGGCAGUGUCGAGGUCACAGCGCCGCCGCCCAAAGACGGCCCGGCCAAGACUUCAUCCGGUACGGGAGGGGGAGGAGACGACGUCGGGGCCGAGCAGGACGACGAGGUCGAGACACUCUGGCGAAAGAGGCAGCGACUCCUAGCCAAGGCCGUCGGCACGGCAGUAAAGCUCGGCGAGUUGUAUGCCGACGAGCACGUCCUCCGGGCAGACAAGUCACACGACCACCUGGUGUGGGCGGUCGAAACGUCCCUCGAGGAGUUCCGCCGCCGGAGGAUCGAGGGCGUCAGGCCCGGCGAGCAGGACUGGCUGUCGCCCCCCGAGCUCGGCGGCAUGAUGGAGUCCCUGGGCCGCGACUACGAGCGCCGGUCUCAGUUCCAGCUGUCCGUUCCCCUGUUCUUCCAGGCCCUCAGACUCUGCGAGAGCCCGUGCCACAGAGCCGUCAUCAUGAACAACCUGGCCGCGUGCUUCGCCCAGCAGCCCGUCUUCGCCCCCGACACGGCGCAGGUCCCCGUGGGAGCCGCGCAAGCCCCCGACCAGGGCGCGCUCCCGAAAACGCGCAAAGAGUGCCUCGAGGCGGGACUGAGCUGGGCACAGAACGCCUACGCCCACAGCAGGGACGUCCACGGAGAGGAGAGAACGGCCGAGUGCGACGAGGCAUGUGCCGUGGCCCUGUGCAACUGGGGCGACGUGGCCGCCAUGCUGGGGCAGACAGACGUCGCACGACAGAAGUACAGGCAGUGCAUCGAGAUGAGUCAGGAGAUGGCCUUUGUCGACGGCGUCAGGCAGGCCCAGGACGCACUGGCCCGGCUAACAGCCACGCCGGAAAACAAGACGUGA
This is a messenger RNA of Metarhizium album ARSEF 1941, 1563 nucleotides long. Its product is annotated as TPR Domain containing protein. Gene Ontology annotation, biological process: protein quality control for misfolded or incompletely synthesized proteins. NCBI's taxonomy places the organism in Eukaryota, Fungi, Ascomycota, Sordariomycetes, Hypocreales, Clavicipitaceae. Gene Ontology annotation, cellular component: i-AAA complex. The record is from RefSeq and is a predicted model, not a curated record. Bases 1 to 1563 code for a protein of 520 amino acids. Gene Ontology annotation, molecular function: misfolded protein binding. The transcript has 2 exons.